ACCAAAACAGAAACAAACUCAUUUAACUCUUCUAUCUCCACUUCCACACCAAAUGCCAUAACCGUCAAUGGAAACCCUAGCUAUCUCCCACCGCCCUCUUCCGCCGUCUCUCCGUCGUACUUCCCUCCGCUCCGGCGUCUCCUCCACUCCUCCCUCCGUCACUCUCCUCAACAACGCCUCCACCUCUCGCUUCCUCACUCUCAGAUGCUCUGCUCAAUCUCCAACCGCUUCAGUCGAUCAUUCGGUGAAGUUUAAGGAAGCCGCAAAGCAUGGGAAUUUGAUUCCGUUAUACAGGUCGAUUUUUUCCGAUCAUCUGACUCCAGUUAUGGCUUACAGGUGUCUCGUCAAAGAAGACGAUCGUGAUGCACCGAGCUUUUUGUUUGAAUCUGUUGAGCCAGGAUUAAAGGCUUCCAAUGUUGGGCGGUACAGUGUGAUUGGAGCUCAACCUACUAUGGAAAUUGUGGCGAAAGAGAAUAUGGUUACAGUUAUGGACCACCAUGAAGGGCGAAAGACGGAAGAGUUUGUGGAGGAUCCCAUGGUGGUACCUAGGAGGAUAAUGGAGCAAUGGAAACCCCAAAGAAUUGACGAGCUCCCUGAUGCAUUUUGUGGUGGCUGGGUUGGUUAUUUCUCUUAUGACACGGUGCGGUAUGUAGAGACGAAAAAGCUUCCAUUUUCAAAAGCGCCAGAGGAUGAUAGGAACCUUCCAGAUGUUCAUCUUGGCCUUUAUGAUGAUGUGAUCGUGUUUGACCAUGUCGAGAAGAAAGCAUAUGUGAUACAUUGGGUGCGAAUGGAUCAAUAUUCCUCUGUCGAUGAAGCUUUUAAAGAUGGAACAGAACGUUUGGAGACAUUAGUGUCCAGAGUUCACGAUAUCGUUCCACCAAAACUUUCUCCAGGGUCAAUAAAAUUAUAUACGAGCCUAUUUGGGCCUUCUUUAAAGAAGUCAAACAUGUCAAGUGAAGCUUACAAGGAGGCAGUGUUGCAGGCUAAAGAACAUAUUUUAGCUGGGGAUAUAUUUCAAAUUGUCUUGAGUCAACGUUUUGAACGACGUACAUUUGCAGAUCCAUUUGAAGUUUACCGGGCCCUGAGAAUUGUCAACCCAAGCCCAUACAUGACUUACUUACAGGCUAGAGGGUCUAUUCUUGUUGCUUCAAGUCCUGAAAUUCUUACCCGUGUGAAGAAGAGAAAAGUUACAAAUAGACCCCUUGCUGGGACUAUCAGAAGAGGGAAGACACCUAAAGAAGACUAUAUGUUGGAAAAUCAACUACUUCAUGAUGAAAAACAAUGCGCAGAGCAUAUCAUGCUGGUUGAUCUAGGGAGAAAUGAUGUUGGGAAGGUUUCAAAACCUGGUUCUGUUAACGUCGAGAAACUGAUGAAUGUUGAACGGUAUUCUCACGUCAUGCAUAUCAGCUCCACGGUCACUGGAGAGCUUCUUGAUGAAUUAAGUACUUGGGACGCACUUCGUGCUGCUUUACCAGUCGGAACAGUCAGUGGGGCCCCUAAGGUAAAAGCCAUGGAACUGAUCGAUGAGCUGGAAGUGAAUAGACGUGGGCCAUACAGUGGUGGGUUUGGAGGGAUCUCGUUCACUGGUGACAUGGACAUUGCCUUGGCCUUGAGAACAAUCGUGUUCCCUACAGCAGCACGUUACGACACGAUGUACAAGUACCAGGAUGCGGACAAGCGUCGUGAUUGGGUGGCCCACCUUCAAGCCGGGGCAGGUAUAGUGGCGGAUAGUGAUCCUGCUGAUGAACACCGAGAAUGUGAGAACAAAGCUGCAGCACUUGCACGCGCUAUUGAUCUUGCUGAGUCAUCAUUUGUCGACAAAUGAGGUCUCAAAUCAACCGCCCUUAAGCACAUGAAAAGAAUUAGAUUUCAUGGUGGUCAUUGACUAUGGGCGGGUAAAUUUUAUUUAAAACAGGCUUUAGUGUCCUAUCUUUCCAUCACUGGGUUUUCUUCUAUUUUUUUUUCAUGAGUAAUGCAAAGCAUUUUCAGGCGUUUCUUGGUGUCUUUUUUUUUUUGUUAUGGAAAGAAAUAUUUCCAUGCAACUCGGUUGAUGAAAGUUUGUGCUUUUAGUACGGAACUGAAGAUUUUCAUCUGUUUGCUAAAUCUGUUACUUGUUC
Messenger RNA from Helianthus annuus (common sunflower), 2117 nucleotides. RefSeq names its product anthranilate synthase alpha subunit 2, chloroplastic. The transcript has 11 exons. The record is from RefSeq and is a predicted model, not a curated record. Gene Ontology annotation, biological process: L-tryptophan biosynthetic process. NCBI's taxonomy places the organism in Eukaryota, Viridiplantae, Streptophyta, Magnoliopsida, Asterales, Asteraceae. Gene Ontology annotation, molecular function: anthranilate synthase activity. Bases 68 to 1825 code for a protein of 585 amino acids.